AUGGGGGUUUCAGGAGAUAGUUUGGUCGUCAGCAAUUCACUUCCGGCCCAGUGCUCGGUGUUUUCCGCUGAGGCAGCGGCCGUCUUUCACGCAACCACCCUUCCGGCCAAUCGGCCGAUCCUCAUCGUUACCGACUCACAAAGCGCAAUAAUGGCCCUAACCGAUGAAGCACCAAAGCAUCCGUGGAUACAAGGGACGGUAACGCAUGCGCCGCCCAACACCGUAUACAUGUGGGUACCCGGGCACUGUGGCAUCCAGGGGAACGACAUCAAAAAAUGGAUCAAGCGGACGGUUCGGAGAGCGUGGGACAACGAGUGGAGGAACAAUCGAACUCACCAACUACGAAAAAUCAAGGCGACCACCGAUCCCUGGAAGGAUCGACCGAGCCUCAAGGAGCAGCAAGUGGUGUCCAGGCUGCGCACCGGGCAUAGCAGGGCCUCCCAUAAUUUCGGAGGAACACCGUUCCGGAGAACCUGCGAAACCUGCGGAGUGCCAGCCUCCGUAGAACACAUCCUCAUCAACUGUGUGGAGCUCGAGGACCUUCGGGUUGCCUUCGGUCUGGAGGGAACCAGCAUACGAAGUCUGCUUGGCGACGAGUCCCCGGCAGCAGACGCCCUCAUCGCCUUCCUGAAGGAGGCGAAUCUUUUUUACAACAUUUGA
Ochlerotatus camptorhynchus is the source of this 660-nucleotide messenger RNA. RefSeq lists its product as uncharacterized. The transcript is spliced from 2 exons. NCBI's taxonomy places the organism in Eukaryota, Metazoa, Arthropoda, Insecta, Diptera, Culicidae. The coding region runs from base 1 to 660 and encodes 219 amino acids. The record is from RefSeq and is a predicted model, not a curated record. Gene Ontology annotation, molecular function: nucleic acid binding.